Messenger RNA from Linum tenue, 1716 nucleotides. NCBI's taxonomy places the organism in Eukaryota, Viridiplantae, Streptophyta, Magnoliopsida, Malpighiales, Linaceae. The record is from the annotation of a GenBank genome assembly.
CUGUCCUCUCACUUAAGGUGCAAUCCAACUACUCCUCGUAUCUCCAGUCCUUCUGUUGCUUAUGCCAGUGUAGAUGAUGCUUUGGUUUCGUUUAAUGGGAUGCUCCACAUGAGUCCUAGGCCUUCCAUUGUGAAAUUUGGCCAGCUGUUGUCGUUUCUUCUGAAAAUUAAUGCCCCCAAAGCUGCGUUCUUCGUAUCUCAACGAAUGGAGUCGGCUGGAAUCCCACACAAUCUUCAUACACUUGGUAUGUCAAUACAUAGCUUUUGUAAAUUGGGUUGUGUGGAUCUUGGGUUUUCUGUUUUGAGCAAGACUUUUAAACUAGGUCUUCAACCCAAUGUCGUUAUCUUCACCACCUUGAUUCAUGGGCUCUGUAAAGAUGGGAAAGUUGUUGAAGCUGUGAAGUUGGUGGAUAAGAUUCGGAUUCUGGGAUGUCAACCAAAUAUAUUCACUUACAACUCAGUCAUUAAUGGACUAUGUAGGGCAGGACAGACAAAUGUUGGUCUUGAAUUGCUCGAAAAAAUGGAAAGUUUGGGUUGCCAGCCUGACGUCGCUAGUUACAACACAGUCAUUGAUAGGUUCUGUAAGGAUGGGUUGGUAUCUAAAGCUCUAGAUGUGUUUUCUAGGAUGAAGGAUAAAAAGAUUCCACCCAAUACUGUUACUUACAGUUGCUUGAUUUAUGGUUUAUGCAUCGCGAGCCAGAGGAAUGAAGCUUUGAUGUUAUUGAACGAAAUGGUUGAGGAAAAUAUGACGUUGGAUGCGGUUACCUUCAACAUAUUGGUCGAUGCUUGUUGCAAGGAAGGAAAUGUUUUGGAGGCUAAAGUUAUAACCAAAAUGAUGAUUCAAAGUGGAUUGCUUCCAGAUACCAUCACUUGCAAUUCAUUGAUGGAUGGUUAUUGUUUGCGCAACGAAUUAGGCAAAGCUAAGAAGUUAUUUGAUAUCAUGGUCAAUGCUGGAUGUGAACCUAGUGUGUGUAGUUAUAAUAUCAUGAUCAAUGGAUAUUGUAACAAUAGAAUGAUGGAUGAAGCCGAACGAUUACUGAAUGAUAUGCUCGAGAAGGAUUUGGCCCCAGAUACAGUUACAUAUAAUACUCUGAUGAAUGGAUUAUGCCUAGUGGGAAGGCUCAAAGAUGCACAAGAACUUCUGGAGAAAAUGUGCAGUCGAGGUGUCUACCCAGAUGCUGUGACGUUCGGGAGUCUGCUUGCUGGUUUGUGCAGGCUAGGUCAUCUUGAUACGGCGUUAACUGUAUUUGAAGAAAUGGGAAGUAGGAGGGUGAAGUGUGAUGUAGUCGUCUAUAGCAUUCUUAUCGAUGGUUUGUGGAAAGCAGGGAGAGUGAAGGGAGCAAAGGAAAUGUUUUCUAGGCUAUGUGAUGAUGAAGGUUUGCAACCUGAUACCCACUGUUAUAACAUAGAAAUCGUUGGACUAUGUAGCCAUGGUUUUGUAGACGAAGCAUUCAAUUUGUUCAGAAAGAUGGAAGGGAGCAGUUGUCCGCCAGAUGGUAUCUCUUAUAACGUGCUUAUCCAUGGAUUUCUUCGGCAUAAAGAUCCACUUGAGGCAGUGGAACUCAUUCGUGAGAUGGUGUCUAAAGGUUUUUCAGCUGAUGCAACCACAAUGAAGUUGCUGGUAGAAUCAAUACCCGACAAUCAGUUGGAUCAUCCACUGCUCAGAAAGCUACUGCGCGAUUCUGAUGACGAACAGUCAGGAGAUGGCUCAUUGUGA